This is a messenger RNA of Sesamum indicum (sesame), 897 nucleotides long. NCBI's taxonomy places the organism in Eukaryota, Viridiplantae, Streptophyta, Magnoliopsida, Lamiales, Pedaliaceae. The record is from RefSeq and is a predicted model, not a curated record.
AUGGCAUCCCAAGUUUUCACCUACAUUCUACUGUUCCAUUUUCACCUUUACAUAAUCCAUGCUCAUCAAUUUAAAUCGAUCCACAAAAUUCCGUCCCCCUUGAAGUUUCUUAACCAAUUGAGUGGAGUUCAGAAGGGAGAUAACGUAAAAUACGUGAGUGACCUUAAGAAAUAUCUCUCCUACCUCGGGUACUUGAUCUACAAUACAAACUCCAAUGAACAAAGAUCUGAAAAGGAUAAUAUUUUCGACAGUUCCGUAGAACUAGCGCUCAAAAAGUACCAGAAAUUUUACAAUCUUAACAUCACCGGAACCCUAGACGCUAACACCAUGGUAAAAAUGCAAGAACCACGAUGUGGAAUGCCGGAUUUCUAUCGCCCUGAUAAAAGCGCGGUCUUCCCAUUUCAUAUGAUAUCGUAUUAUUCAUUUUUUCCCGGUCAUCCCAAAUGGCGCAAGAAAAAACUCAAGUACGCUUUCAAUAGAAACAUGAAAGAAGAGUUGAAACCGCCGUUAGAGCAUGCCCUGAGUGAAUGGGCGUCAGCGACACCUUUCCGAUUUUCACGUGUAAGCAAUCUUAGCCAGGCCGAUAUUAAGAUCAGCUUCUUUCGUGGGUACCACGGUGACGGGCAACCGUUUGGCAGCAAGGACGCCGGCUUGGCCCACACAUUUGCACCACCGGAUGGGAGGGUUCACUUUGAUGCAGCCCAAAAAUGGUCUUCCAAAGGUGAAAAGGAUGCCUAUGAUGUACAAACCGUUGGGCUGCAUGAGUUGGGGCAUGCCCUUGGCCUUGGCCACACAAGAAUUCUAAAGGCUGUCAUGUAUCCUAUAGUCCAUGAAGGUGAAAGAAAAGGUCUGCACGAAGAUGAUAUUAAUGGUAUCAAGGCUUUGUACAAAUUCUAA